CGCCUCCCCCAAGCCAGCGCCAUGCUUCGCGCAGCAGUCCUCGCCGCCGCGGUCGCCUCCGCCUCUGCCUUCGCCCCUGCGGCCUUCGCCCCCAUGAAGGCCCGCACUGCGGCCGUCAAGAGCCUCAAGAUGCAGUCUGGUGACUUCUCUGCUGCUGUUCCUUUCCUCAAGCGCCCAUCCAACCUCGAUGGAUCCUACGUUGGUGACGUUGGCUUCGACCCCCUUGGCUUUUCCGAUGUCUUCGAUCUUCGCGUUCUCCGCGAGGCUGAGUUGAAGCACGGACGCUUUGCCAUGCUUGCCGUUCUUGGAUUCAUCGUCCAGGAGCUCUACACCUUCCCCUUCUUCCCCAAGAUGGCUCCCGUUGAUGCCCACGACUACUUCGUCCAGCAGGGCGGAGGAUCCCAGAUCAUCUUCUGGAUCUCCUUUGUCGAGAUCUUCGGUGUUGUUGCUCUCUUCGAGACCCUUCAGGGCAAGCGUGAGCCUGGUGACUUUGCCUUCGAUCCCCUCGGCCUUGCCAAGGACGAGGCCACCCUCGAGAGGUACCGCCUUGCUGAGAUCAAGCACUCCCGCCUUGCCAUGAUCGCCAUCGGAGGAUUCAUCCACCAGUACUGGGUCACCAAGCAGACCGUGCUUGAGCAGCUCGGAAACUUCAAGUCUCUUCAGUAAGGAAUAGUUGUAUUGGAAUCAGCGAGGAUUGCUCAUGAAAAAUUGUGAAAAAUAAAAAAAUUGUUUGUGAA
Molecule: messenger RNA, 737 nt
Organism: Guillardia theta CCMP2712
Lineage: Eukaryota; Cryptophyceae; Pyrenomonadales; Geminigeraceae
Gene: Lhcr10
Product: light-harvesting Chl a protein 10
Exons: 3
Coding region: 22-666 (214 amino acids)
Biological process (GO): response to light stimulus; photosynthesis, light harvesting in photosystem I
Cellular component (GO): membrane
Source: RefSeq, a predicted model, not a curated record